GGGAGCGCCGCGGGCAGACGGGCUGGGCAGGCAGGCAGAAGCCCGCGGCAGAGCCCCCCGAGGCAGCAGCCUGCUGUGUGCCCCACGGUCAUGCUGCUGCUGCUGCACCUGCUGCCUGCCAUGCUGCCCACCGCCGCCCUGGCCAGCUGCACCGCGGCGGGUGCCGACCGCCAGCUCAUCCUGGCCAAGGUGCGGGCUCGGGUGCUGGAACACCUGAGUCCCCCUCUGCUCCAGGAGGUGCCACAGAUGGAAGCAAGGAGGGUGCACCGGAGAGACGUCCUUGAAAGCACCGAAGUGGAGCCAGAGGAGCUGGAGGACACCUCCCAGGUGAUCUUAUUCCCUGCCACAGAUGUUCCCUGUGAGCCCACACAGCCAGACAAGCUGCUGGAGGAAGAAGGGAUUUUCACCUACCUCUUCCAGCCCUCGGCACACACCCUAAGCCGUGUGGUGACUUCUGCCCAGCUCUGGUUUUACACGGGCCCCUUGGCUGCCCCCAACCACUCCACCCCUGACGUGCUGACCCUGUCACCUCAGGGCCGGGUGCCGGUGACAGCCAUGGUGGAGCAAACACCCGAGCACUGGACUGUGUUUCACUUGGCCCCGGUGCUGCUGCCCCAGCUCUGGCAGCCGCUCUUUGUGCUCCUGGUGCGCUGCCCUGGCUGCCCCUGCCUGGCCGAGGGGGACAAGAUGCCCUUCCUGGUGGCCACCACCAGGGCCAAGGGCAGUGAGAGGGUUCGUCGCUCUGCCAUGCCCUGGUCCCCAGCUGCCCUGAGCCUGCUGCAGCAUCCAUCCGAGGAGCUAGCUGCCCACACCAACUGCCGCCGGGCUUCCCUCAACAUCUCCUUCGAGGAGCUGGGCUGGGACAAGUGGAUCGUGCAUCCCAGCAGCUUUGUUUUCCACUACUGCCACGGGAGCUGCGCCGCAGGCCACGGGCUGAGCCACCGGCUGGGCGUGCAGCUCUGCUGCGCUGCCCUGCCCGGCACCAUGCGCUCCCUGCGUGUCCGCACCACCUCCGAUGGUGGCUACUCCUUCAAGUACGAGACGGUGCCCAACAUCCUGGCCGAGGACUGCACCUGUGUCUAGGGCAUCCUGCAGCCCAGCCCCGGACUGUGAUCCCACCCAGGAGGAGUUGCUUUCCCAGUGGAACCCUGGCCACUGGGAUGGGGCAGUUUGGCUGUACCACCCUCCCUUGCACAAGCCAGAUUUUUGGGCUGGCCCAGGUACCAUCACACUGCCAGAUUUGCCCUAGGGCCAGUCCCAGCUCAGAGGAAAUCAGGCCAUGGCGGGGCAUAGAUAGGCACAGCCUAUGGCAAAGGCAUCACUGCCCUGCCAAAGCCAGGCUGCUGUCUGCAACUGGAUUAGCCCUCAUCUCUCCCCACCUGCUUCCCUCCUGCAGUUCUGCGCCCCACCCCGACAAAGAUUGGUGUCUUCCUCCUGCUUCUGAGUUCCACAGCUUCCCCUGUGCUCCAGGCAGGGCCAGGCUGCUGCAGCAGGAUCAGGAUGUGUCGGGGGAGCCCAUGAACCUCACACUGGUGGCAGGGCUGGUAGCACACAUGGCACCACAAGUGAGCCCUCUCCCAGCAGCACAGCUUCUUGGAAAGCUUAAUGGGAUGAGUGAAAUAAACCUGUUCCUUUUACUAAA
Haemorhous mexicanus (house finch) is the source of this 1642-nucleotide messenger RNA. RefSeq names its product inhibin subunit alpha (gene INHA). Gene Ontology annotation, biological process: SMAD protein signal transduction. The record is from RefSeq and is a predicted model, not a curated record. The transcript has 2 exons. Lineage: Eukaryota; Metazoa; Chordata; Aves; Passeriformes; Fringillidae. Gene Ontology annotation, molecular function: cytokine activity; growth factor activity. Gene Ontology annotation, cellular component: extracellular region. The coding region runs from base 91 to 1083 and encodes 330 amino acids.